GCCAUGGUUCCUCCACUCAACUGCAUCGUCGCUGUGUCCCAGAACAUGGGCAUCGGCAAGAACGGGGACCUGCCGUGGCCCCCGCUCAGGAAUGAAUUCAGGUAUUUCCAGAGAAUGACCACAACGUCGUCAGUGGCAGGUAAACAGGACCUGGUGAUUAUGGGGAGGAAGCCCUGGUUCUCCAUUCCAGAGAAGAAUCGGCCUCUAAAGGACAGAAUCAACAUAGUUCUCAGUAGAGAACUCAAGGAACCGCCACAAGGAGCGCAUUUCCUUGCUAAGACUGAUGCCUUAAAACUUAUUGAGGAACCAGAACUGGCAGAUAAAGUGGACGUGGUUUGGAUAGUGGGAGGCAGCUCUGUGUAUAAGGAAGCCAUGAAUCAGCCAGGCCAUCUCAGACUGUUUGUGGCAAGGAUCAUGCAGGAAUUUGAAAGUGACACGUUUUUUCCAGAAAUCGAUUUGGAGAAAUACAAACUGCUCCCAGAGUACCCGGGCAUCCUUUCCAAUGUCCAGGAGGAGAAAGGCAUCAAGUACAAAUUUGAAGUUUAUGAAAAGAAUGAUUAAUACGAAGGCGUUUCCUGGCUCAUCUCCUGUCCUACCCCUCCUCUGGAAAGUUACGAUUUGGAUGUCGGAAAACAGACUGUUAUUGUUGACUUUAGGCCCGGGGAACAUUAC
This is a messenger RNA of Lepus europaeus (European hare), 672 nucleotides long. Its product is annotated as dihydrofolate reductase-like. Gene Ontology annotation, molecular function: NADP binding; dihydrofolate reductase activity. Gene Ontology annotation, biological process: tetrahydrofolate biosynthetic process; dihydrofolate metabolic process; glycine biosynthetic process. The record is from RefSeq and is a predicted model, not a curated record. Gene Ontology annotation, cellular component: mitochondrion. Lineage: Eukaryota; Metazoa; Chordata; Mammalia; Lagomorpha; Leporidae.